Vigna umbellata (rice bean) is the source of this 792-nucleotide messenger RNA. The record is from RefSeq and is a predicted model, not a curated record. Lineage: Eukaryota; Viridiplantae; Streptophyta; Magnoliopsida; Fabales; Fabaceae.
UAUUAGGUUUUCCCAAAAGAAGCCAAAUUAGGUUUAUGAAUCAAAUAUGAAAACCCAAAUGCAUCUCUAGUCUUCACUCACGCGCGUCAUCUUCUCAGUCGCUACCACUGUGGCUAGGGAGAAUUUUCGUUAAUUCUAUCUUUCUCCUUGGCAGGGUGAAAAGGAAUAUGGGUGAUCGGCAAGGAAUUGAGCAACAGCACAUAGGUGAUCCCCAACUGCCAUCUUCUCCUCCCUCAAAGGAUGAUAUGGUUUCCUGUGUUAUGGCUUUGGAAGCUGCUUUGCUUCCCUGUUUGCCAGCCAGAGAACUCCAAGCAAUAGACCGUUCUCCCCACCCUUCACAUCAAAUUGAUGUGGAUAGGUAUGCAAGAGACUUUAUGGAGGCUGCCAAGAAGCUCCAGCUUUAUUUCAUCAGCCUCCAACGUGAGGAUAAGCCAACAAAAGUUGAAAUGCUUAGAAAGGAGAUUGCUCUGAUGGAAGAGGAACUUAACAUAAAAGACGAGCUGAUAAAAAAACAAGAAAAUUUAAUUCAGGAAUGGAAAAAAGAGUUGAAAGAUCAGUUAGACAAACACAAGACUGAGUUGGACAGGGUUUAGCGUAUGAUUAAUGCUGCUGCGCCUCUGCUGUUUAAAAUGUGGCUUAUGUUCUAUCUCACCUCUUCCUUUAGAAUAUUGUUUAAGUUAGCAUCCCUUAGCAUGAAAUUCCAACCAUACUUAAAUGGCUGAGAGUAGCUGUGCAUUGGAUUGAAUUAAUUUAAAGAAUAUUAUAAUUCAAACUCAUGUAACUUAAAAAAUA